AUGAAUAUUUAACAACUAUAAGGUCAAUAACCUUAAAUAUCAUAGCAUUCAUAGACAUCUUAAUAAAUGAAUUCACCAAAUUAAUAUAAUCUCGAUUCAAUUCCUGGAGAUUGGAAAUUGGCUAUAAUUCAUUAAUCUGCUCAUAAAGUAGGUGUAGCUGGAAAAUAAAUAUGUCAAUGUUGUGGAUAUCAUAUUUGUGAGUUCUAAUUAAAAUUAUCAGUUGACAAAGAAGAUUUAUCAUUUUUGGGAUCAGGAUAUCCUCUUUAUUUUACCUUCAUUAAAAAUUGCAUAUUUUUAUUAUGUCUUCAUUUGAUGGCAGCAGGUCAAUUCAAUAUUAUAAGUAAUUAUUAAGGUUAAGAUUGUUUGCCUAAAAAGAGAGUGAAAGAUGAAACAGAUUAAUAAUGUGUAAGAGAUAUAGUUACAAUAUUCUCUUUAGCUAAUAGAAGAAAAGAUUAAGAAUUGUAGGCAUUAUAAGAUAUAUUAACAUUAUCUUCAACAUUCUUAAUGAUGGCAUUUCUAAUUUAUUUUAGAAAGAAUCAAAAGAAAUUAGAUGUAUUUUGUGAUUUAUAAGAAUUGACUCCUAGUGAUUAUACAGUCAUGGCUUAUAAUAUAAAUUAACCAGAUAAGUUAAAAUAAUAUUUUGAAAUGGAUUUAUUUAAAUUGUCAAGGAAAAUUAAUGUGAAAAAGAUUAACUUAGCUUAUGAUUUAUCAAAAAUAAAUGAAUUGAAUUAAAUUAAACUUAACAUAUUAAAUAAGAAAAAAUCAAGUUUUCUAAAUUAAGAAUAUUUUGAUGAAAGAGAAUUAGAAGAUAUAAACAAUUAAAUUGAAAUUCAAAAAAAGAAUUGUGAUUUUACUGGAUUGGCAUUUGUAUCAUUCAAAUAUGAAAGAAUGAAAUCAGAUAUUAUUUAAAUUGCAAAAAGUGUAUUUUUAAAUCAUUAUUUUUAGGAUAAUAUCUAGCACCAAUCAUCAAUAUAUUCACUGGUUUAAAUUUUAAUGAAGGUAGAAUGCUUGAUUAUUAUGGACAUCCUAUAUAUGUUGAAGUUGCUCCAGAACCUACAGAUAUAAAUUGGAAUGUCAUCUAUAUUUGGGCAAAUCAUAGCAUAUAUAGAAGGAUUAUAGGAGCAAUUAUUAAUAUUAUUGUUAAUAUUAUUUUGUCAAUAGUAGUUUACUUUUCUAUUUUAAAGUAAGUUUAAGUCUUAGGAGAAUUGUCUAAAAAUUAUAAUGAAAAUGAUACAUUCAAUGAACAUUACAUAAAAGUUCAUUUGUAUUCUUUAGGAUAUUCAAUGAUAACAGUUUUUAUUAAUUCAUUUUUGUUGGAUGAAUUGACAAGAGCAAUUGUUAGUUUUUAAGCAUAUCCUACAUUUAGUUAAGUGAGUCUUGCUAUAGCAUCCAAAUUAUCAUUUAUGAUGUUUCUAAAUUCAGUAUUCAUGCAAUGUUUAAUUGCCUUAGAAUCUGGUAAUGUUUAUUAUGCUGGAGGACUUGCUUAUAAUAUGACUUACUUCUUUAUAUCAAAUGCAGUUAUACCUCCAAUAAUUUAAAUGUUAGAUAUUCCAACAAUACUUAAAUCAAUUAAAUAAUAUUAUUAUAAGAAAUAUGGUGUUCUUACAUAAUAAGAAUUAAAUGAGUAAAUAAAUAUAAUAAUUAAAAAGACUCCUAGAAUUUCCUGAACAUAAAAUUGAAGCAAGUUAUGCUGAAGUCCUUAAAACUAUGAAUGUUACAUUUUUUGUUGGUCCCCUUGUUCCUUUAGGAUAUAUAUUUAGUAUUAUUGGAUUAAUACUAUUUUAUUGGGCUGAAAAAUACUAAUUACUUAGAAGUAAGACAGUUAAACACACUCCUUCAUUUUAAUUAUCCUCAAGAAUGACAGACUCAUUAUAAUUAAUUCCAAUUAUACAUGUUUUCUCUUCUUCAGCCUUUAAGUACUUUAUUUAAAAGAAUUUAUCACUCAUUUCUGUUAUAGGGUUGAUUAUAGCAUUGAUAUAUCAUUUUAUUCCUAAUAAUAGAUUAGUUUCUUUAAUAUGGGAUUUUGGAGAACAUGAUGAAUAUGAGAAAUACUGUGAUUCUAUAUUUCCUUUUAAUUAUGAUAGAGAAAAUCCAAUUACUUAAAGAAAAGCUUUGAGAAGAUGGCUUAGAAGAUAGCAUAGAUUUGAAGAAAGGAAAGAAAAAAAGAUGAAAUCUGGAGAGGAUUAUGCAACUUUAAAAUAGAAGGAAAGAGAAAUUAAGUUAUAGCUAGAAUUAUUUUAAUGA
Messenger RNA from Paramecium pentaurelia, 2244 nucleotides. The record is from the annotation of a GenBank genome assembly. Lineage: Eukaryota; Ciliophora; Oligohymenophorea; Peniculida; Parameciidae.